Molecule: messenger RNA, 603 nt
Organism: Hirsutella rhossiliensis
Lineage: Eukaryota; Fungi; Ascomycota; Sordariomycetes; Hypocreales; Ophiocordycipitaceae
Exons: 1
Coding region: 1-603 (200 amino acids)
Source: RefSeq, a predicted model, not a curated record
AUGCCUCCUCGCAAUCGCAGAGAGCCUGUCGCCAGGGCCGGUAGAGGCGGCAACAGAAACGGCAACGACGCCGUCAACGCCAACGACGACGCCGACGCCAGCGCCGACGACAACGCCAACCAAGACGGCGCCCCCAAGCUGCUCAAGGACGGCAACACCUACAUCUACAGGCGGGUCCCCUUCGGCUUCCCGCCCUGGUACCUGGAGAACAGGGCCGAGUCGGCCACCGACCUGUGGGAUAAGCUGGCCGACCGAUACCGAUCCAUGAGCGCCAGGGUGAGAAACAUGAACAUCGCCGUGGACCAGAUGCGCGGCAUCAAGCGCCCCGCCAAACACGGGGACCGCGGCGACCGCCUCUUUCUCGACAAGAAGAUGCAGGACGCGGCAGAUGCCUUGAAGGAAUUUUCCGACCUUCGCAGGGGCUCACCCGUCACGCUCACCGAGAAGCCCAUGCAUCUCUUGGGCUAUGCUGAGGACAGCCUCUGGAUGGCCUUGGCCUGCCUUUGUAGGAUCCUUGAGGCCAGGAUGCCCAAGGACCUUGACGGUCCGGACAGGGAGUGGGAAGAGCGACUCAAGAAGCUCAUGGAAAACCCUGCUGUGUAA